UGAUUGACCCGUUUAUGUGUCUUAUUUUGGAACAGGUUAAUUUAACCGGAAGUCGCUGCAGGGUUUUGAGAGGAUGAUAGCUUAGCUUGACUACGAUCGGUCCAGUCAUUCGCCCUCUGAGGACGGUAGCUGUUAGCUAGGAGUUCGAGCAAAUCCACAAGGAUAACUCAGACGUGUAUAGCCGGAGAUGCGAGGUGCUGGUCCAUGGGUGUAAGCCGACUGGAUGUAUUUUACAGAAGGCUGCUCCUCACCAAACUCUUCAUUGGGGGAUGGGGGAAGCCUGAAGACCUCAAGAGAAUCUUUGAGUUCCGGAAGUACAUCGCUGACAGAGAGCGGUGCAGGUCUCUGGUGCCGAAGGACUAUCCAGUUCACAUAAACAAGACAGAGGAGCACACUGACUGUCAGAUCCAUGAAGGGUUCUUCAUCUCUCCUCUGGAGCACUUGGUUCCUGGCAUCCUGCCACCAGAGGCCGUCAAAGCCAGGUUCCAGUUUAUAGUCCCUAAGAAGUGGCAGAAAAACAGACCAGUAUGCAUCCACUUGGCAGGGACGGGAGACCAUUUUUUCUGGCGUCGGCGGACCUUGAUGGCCAGGCCAAUGGUGAAAGAGGCUGGAAUGGCUUCGCUGCUUCUGGAGAACCCUUAUUAUGGCUACCGUAAACCCAAAGACCAACUGCGGUCCAGUCUAAAGAAUGUGUCAGACCUGUUUGUGAUGGGAGGGGCUUUGAUCCUGGAGUCAACGGUGCUUCUCCGUUGGCUGGAGAGAGAAGGUUACUGGCCACUAGGAAUGACUGGCAUCUCCAUGGGAGGAUAUAUGGCGUCCCUGGCGGUGACAAACUGGCCAAAGCCCAUUCCUCUGAUUCCCUGUUUGUCCUGGUCCACGGCCUCAAGUGUCUUCACCACGGGCGUGCUGAGUAAAGCAGUGAACUGGAAGGAGCUGGAGAAGCAGUAUGCCAUAAACUCAGUGUAUGAAGAAGAGAUCAUCAAGCUGUUGGAGUACUGUGGGGCUGAUUCCUUUAAGAUGGAUCCAGAAUUUGCGAAAAAUGAAGACUCUUUAGAACACCUGUUGAGAGUGUCUGGGGGUCAGAACACCAGAGCUGCAGGGGAGGCUGAGGCUGAACGAGGCCUGCUGAUUGGCGGAGGAUGUCGAGGGGGAGUAGAACAAGUGUUAUCAUCAGUAAACAGCAGUGGGACGAGCCACGAAUAUCUACCAAGAAGCCCAGGCGAAAACAACCUACAGCAGGGGAUGAAGGCGGAAUCGACUAAAUGCUCUCGGCCCUCAUUACACAGAGAGUCUAUAAGCUUCAUGAAGGGGGUGAUGGACGAAUGUACACACAUGGCCAACUUCUCUGUCCCUGUAGACCCCAGUCUCAUUAUCGUGGUCCAGGCCAAAGAGGACGCCUACAUCCCCCGGACAGGAGUGCUCAGUCUGCAGGAGAUCUGGCCUGGGUGUGAAGUCAGAUAUAUGAACGGAGGACACAUCAGUGCAUAUCUGUUCAAACAGAGCGUCUUUAGAAAGGCCAUAUAUGAUACAUUUGACAGAUUCUGCCUGAAGUAUCCCAACCUGCACUAGCUGGGCGGGCUGAAGCCUUUCCUACCUGAAGCUGAAUCAGGACCCCUGGCUGCUGGACAUUGGGGAAAUGAAUGCCUGUCUACAGACCCGCUCCUCUGUCUGAUGCCUCACACAACAUAGUUUUUGAGACUGUUGAAGUAUCAAAUAUGUGGUUUGCAGUCCUGCCAGUUCAGACCUCUAGCUUGAUUUGUACUAGCUUAAACUGGUGUUAACAGACUGGGGAAAUACCAUCAGCAGUGUGUUGUGAAUAUUUGUCAUGGAGAAACUCUGGAUGGGACACUCCCUGAAAAGUUCUACUGAUAUAGGAAAACAUGGAGUCACUGCUGAACCACACCCAGUCAUGUUAGAUACACUCAGCUCACUCUACCGCCACUUUUCUAACCGAAUGAAUUGAUCAACUGUUUCACUGGGUAGGAUUGUAAUUGGUUGUAUUUCUGAUCAAUACGUUUUUCAUAAAUUGAACUCGUUUUUGAUACCAUUACCAAGGUAACAGAAAAUGUGGUAGUGGUCUAUCAGUCCGACUCGAUAGCUGUGCUCUGUAAGAGAUCAUGAAAAUCAGGGCGAGCAUCACGUGAAAGAUGAAAUUGGCAUAGAAAGAUUCAUGUGGACUAUCAAUAUAUAUAUUUCAUCUCAUUAAUAGUAAUACCAAUUCCAACCACAAAGGAAAUGAUUUUGAAAAACAAAGCGUCAUGUUUCAUAAUCCAAAGCUUGUUGAUUCUUGAUUUUGCUACGUUGAAAACAUUUUAACAGUGUUAAUUAUCAACUGACACAUUUAAAAAAUGUUUGGAAUGAAAAAAUUAAAUAAAUGUACCAAAAAAUGAAGUUGAUAAUUAUGCGGACAUAAUCAGGGCUGAUGUCAUUUUUCCAACGACACAAAAAAGUAAGAGACUGAUUUUGAGAGACAAAGUUGGACUCGAGUAAAAAAAAAACAGAGCAUUCCUUUAACUGAAGUGACCCUACAUCUGAAUAUCGCUGUAUAUAACUCAUCCUCAGUCACAAUGUGUUCCACAUCCUCAGGCUGGAUCAGACCUCUGUAGCUCUCUGAGUGGUUGGGCUGUAGAAGUCUUCAGCUGGCCAUUUUGUGUUGAAAGUCAAUCAUGUUGUCUCUUCCUGUCUCCUGACGGUACUGUAACUAUGAAUAAAUACUGUUAGGAUAAGCUUAUGUUUCGUAAAAGUAA
Molecule: messenger RNA, 2747 nt
Organism: Eleginops maclovinus (Patagonian blennie)
Lineage: Eukaryota; Metazoa; Chordata; Actinopteri; Perciformes; Eleginopidae
Gene: abhd18
Product: abhydrolase domain containing 18
Exons: 14
Coding region: 205-1569 (454 amino acids)
Source: RefSeq, a predicted model, not a curated record